AUGUUUGCAUCAGCUCUAUUCCCCUCCCGCGCCUCCUCGUCGACGUCACACCCUGCCACCCACGCUUCCCCUCGUCGACGUCGCCGUGCCCCAUUACGUCGCUACUUUUACGUCUUCGAUCGCACUCUUCCUCAGUUGUCUCCCCACCACUCCCCACUCUCCUCACAGGGUUGCCCACUCGGUCGCCCUGGCUUCGUCCUACUGCCGACAUCGUCGUCCCCCACGCUUCCCCCCACCGUCGCCAACGCUUCCUCCCGCUGUCGCUCACACUUCACUCCGUCGUUGCCCACACUACCCCUCCCGUCACCCACCUUCACCGCCGUCCACGCUUUCCCCCUGUCGCCCACGCUUCCUCCCACCGUCGCCCACGCUUCCUCCCACCGUCACGCUUCCUCCCACCGUCGCCCUCGCUUCCUCCCACCGUCGCCCACGCUUCCUCCCACCGUCGCCCUCGCUUCCUCCCACCGUCGCCCACGCUUCCUCCCACCGUCGCCCACACUUCCUCCCACCGUCGCCCACGCUUCCUCCCGCCGUCGCCCACGCUUCCUCCCACCGUCGCCCACGCUUCCCCCCACCGUCGCCCACGCUUUCCCCCACCGUCGCCCACGCUUUCCCCCACCGUCGCCCACGCUUUCCCCCACCGUCGCCCACGCUUUCCCCCACCUUCGCCCAUGGCAGGUGGUGGUGCGGCUUUGGAGCAGAGUGUUGGGCGCACAGCCAGGGCAGCGUGUACAGGCGGGCAGCAAGGAGUGCAGUGCUGCAGGGGGCGGGUUAGGGGAGGCGGAGCGGGGGAGGCGGGGGUUAGGGAGAGAUGGUGCAGGGAUCCUCCUAUCCCCCUUAUACCCUGCCACACUCUUACCUCCUGCCCUCCUCCCUUCCUCCGUUUUGUGGGGCCCCCACAGUCGUCCUCCUCUCCCUCUCUCUUCCUCCCUUCCUCCAUCUAUCCCACACUCUCUGCCUCACUACCCUCUUUCCCCUUUCUGUUGCCCGUUCUCCCUCCCUUCCUCCCGCCCUCCCUUCCUGCCAUUCUCCCUCUCCUCAUCCUCCCUCGAUCCAAUCCCCCUUUCCCUUUCCAUUUCCCACUCGCCCACUCCCUUCCUCACGCCAACCCUGCUCCUCCGUUCCACCCAUCCUCUCAUCCGCCUAUCCUCUCAUCCGGCCAUCCUCUCAUCCGCCCAUCAUCUCAUCCGCCCUUCCCUCAUCUCCGAAUUCCUCAUCUCCCCUUCCCUCAUCUCCCCAUCCCUCUCCUCCCCAUCCCUCAUCUCCCCAUUCCGCCUCACCCCAUUCCGCCCCACCCCAUUCCGCCCCACCCCUUUCUGCCCCACCCCAUUCCGCCAUGCCAUCCUACUUCUCAUCCCCUUUUCCUCGUUUCCCCAUCCCUCGUUCCCCAAUCCCAUCAUUCCCCGUGCCAACUUUCACCAUUCCACCAUACGGUCAUACCCCAUUCCGCUGGCUCCCCGUCACCUCCACCCCGUCCCCUCUCCUCCCUGCUUCUUCCCAUCUUCCGCCUCGCCAAAAGGUUCGUUCUUCACCACCUCCGCUAUCCAUCCCUUUCUAUACCCAUCCCCUCCUCCCCAUCCAUCCUAUCUCCAACUCCUCCCCCUAUCCCUCCUCUCGCAAUCCCUCCUCUUCCAAACCCAUCAUUUUCUCAUUCCCUUUCCCGGCCCCGGAAGGGGAUGGGGGGAUGCUGGGAGGGGGACGGGGGGAAGGAGGGAAGGGGACGGGGGGAAGCAGGGAAGGGGAAUGGGGGAAGCAGGGAAGGGGAUGAAGGGGAAGCAGGGAAGGGGAUGGGGGGAGGCAGGAAAGGGGACGGGGGGAAGGAGGGAAGGGGACGGGGGGAAGCAGGGAAGGGGAAGGGGGGAAGCAGGGAAGGGGAUGGGGGGAGGCAGGGAAGGGGACGGGGAGAAGGAGGGAAGGGGACGGGGGGGAGGAGGGAAGGAGAACAGGGAUGGAGAUGGGGGGGAACAGGGAUGGAGAUGGGGGGGAACAGGGAUGGAGAUGGGGGGGAACAGGGAUGGAGAGGGGGGAGAACAGGGAUGGAGAUGGGGGGGAACAGGGAUGGAGAUGGGGGGAAACAGGGAUGGAGAUGGGGGGGAACAGGGAUGGAGAUGGGGGGGAACAGGGAUGGAGAUGGGGGGGAACAGGGAUGGAGAUGGGGGGGAACAGGGAUGGAGAGGGGGGGGAACAGGGAUGGAGAUGGGGGGGAACAGGGAUGGAGAUGGGGGGGAACAGGGAUGGAGAUGGGGGGGAACAGGGAUGGAGAUGGGGGGGAACAGGGAUGGAGAUGGGGGGGAACAGGGAUGGAGAUGGGGGGGAACAGGGAUGGAGAUGGGGGGGAACAGGGAUGGAGAGGGGGGGGAACAGGGAUGGAGAUGGGGGGGAACAGGGAUGGAGAUGGGGGGAACAGGGAUGGAGAUGGGGGGGAACAGGGAUGGAGAUGGGGGGGAACAGGGAUGGAGAUGGGGGGGAACAGGGAUGGAGAUGGGGGGGAACAGGGAAGAAGGGAAGGGUGUAUGUGUGGGUUGGAAAGGGGGAGUGACAAGUGUGCGAGAUGGGAAGGGAGAAGGGAGGGAUGGCGAGGGCAACGAGGAGUGGAAGGGAGGGCGACGGGGAAACCGAGGGCGACGGGGGUGUUAG
Closterium sp. Naga37s-1 is the source of this 2637-nucleotide messenger RNA. The record is from the annotation of a GenBank genome assembly. Lineage: Eukaryota; Viridiplantae; Streptophyta; Zygnematophyceae; Desmidiales; Closteriaceae.